Molecule: messenger RNA, 1353 nt
Organism: Ilex paraguariensis (yerba mate)
Lineage: Eukaryota; Viridiplantae; Streptophyta; Magnoliopsida; Aquifoliales; Aquifoliaceae
Source: the annotation of a GenBank genome assembly
AUGAGACAUAUAAAGCAAAUCCAUACCCAUAUUGUCAAGGCUGGCUUUGGUCAGAAUCUUUAUGUUGUUGGCAAGAUCAUUGUGUUUUGCGCUGUUUCAGAGUAUGGAUCAAUGGAUUAUGCCAUUUCGGUUUUUGAAAAGAUUGAAAACCCGGAUGAGUUUCUUUGGAACACAAUGAUCAGAGGGUUUGGGAGCACAGGUCAAGUAGGAAAAGUUUUUGAUUACUAUAAGAAAAUGCAAGAGAAAGGGGAGGUAUCAGAUAACUUCACCUUCUCUUUUUUGCUCAAAGUUAGUGGGAAAUUGGGGUUAAGUAUGAUGGGAAAGCAGAUUCAUUGUAGUACCCUGAAGCAUGGGUUGGAUAACCAUGUGUUUGUGCGAAACACUCUCAUUCACAUGUAUGGUAUGUUGAAUGACAUUGGGACUGCAAACCAGUUGUUCGAAGAAAUACCCAAAUCAGACUUGGUAUCUUGGAAUACCAUCAUUGAUUGCCAUGUUUAUUGUGGGAAGUACAAAGAAGCACUUGAUUUGUUCUUACAAAUGCGGCAAACAGGCAUAGAACCUGAUGAGGCCACAUUGGUUGUGACCCUCUCGGCAUGUUCUGCAUUGGGUGCACUAGAUUUUGGGAGGUGGAUUCAUUCUUGCGUUGAUAAUACUAGUUUUGUCGACAUAGUUUCAGUCUCCAAUUCACUGAUUGAUAUGUAUGCCAAGUGUGGAGCAGUUGAAGAAGCAUAUGUGACAUUCAGUAAGACACGGGUUGGGAGUGUCGUAACAUGGAAUACGAUGCUAUUAGGGCUGGCGAUGCAUGGUCAUGCCCAAGAGGCAUUGAAACUCUUCUCGAGAAUGAUACAUGAAAAGCUCGAGUCACCGAAUGACGUUACCUUCUUAGGAGUAUUAUGCGCAUGUAGCCAUGGAGGGAUGGUUGAUGAAGGAAGAAGGUACUUUGAUCUCAUGAUCAGAGACUACCAUAUCCUACCAACAGUGAAGCAUUAUGGGUGCAUGGUUGAUAUUCUGGGCCGUGCAGGGUUUGUGGAGGAAGCUUAUCAACUAAUAAGAAGCAUGCCAGUGAAAUGUAAUGCUGUUGUGUGGAGGACAUUGUUGGCUGCUUGUCGGUUGCAUGGCAAUGUUGAACUAGGGGAGGAGGUUAGAAGGCAUCUUUUGGAGUUGGAACCAGAUCACAGCAGUGACUAUGUUCUUCUAGCCAAUUUGUAUGCAAGUACAAACCAGUGGAAUGAGGUGGUGAGAGAGAGAAAAUCAAUGAGGAACAUGGGAGUCCAAAAGCCGAAUCCUGGUAACAGCAUAAUUGGCUUACCUGAUAGAGUGAGUCUACAGACGGAGCUAACUGAUGCUUGUUAG